This is a messenger RNA of Contarinia nasturtii (swede midge), 2549 nucleotides long. It is a transcript of the gene VhaSFD, whose product is annotated as V-type proton ATPase subunit H. The transcript has 8 exons. Bases 168 to 1787 code for a protein of 539 amino acids. Gene Ontology annotation, molecular function: proton-transporting ATPase activity, rotational mechanism. The record is from RefSeq and is a predicted model, not a curated record. Gene Ontology annotation, biological process: proton transmembrane transport. NCBI's taxonomy places the organism in Eukaryota, Metazoa, Arthropoda, Insecta, Diptera, Cecidomyiidae. Gene Ontology annotation, cellular component: vacuolar proton-transporting V-type ATPase, V1 domain; lysosomal membrane.
GAUGGAAAAGUCACAAGACCCUCAGCUGAGAGAAUACUUUUUUCAACCUAAACAGUGUUUGUGCGUUGUACGGAGCUAAAAAGAAAUUCGUCGAGAACAAAUACAUUUUUCAUCGCUAAUUUUACUAAAUUUCUUAUUUGAAAAAGAAUCGUGAUUGCAUUAAAACCAUGGCAAAUAACGUACAAGAUUUGAUUUCGUCAUUGCCAGACGAUAAAAUUGACAUGAUUGCCGCAACGAGUGUUUUGCAGCAACAAGCUGGUGACAUUCGUCAAAAUAAAAUCAAUUGGCAAUCGUAUGCCCAAUCUCAAAUGAUAACCAAUGAGGAUUAUAUGUGCGUUAGCGCAUUGGAUAGUGAUCAACGUGCAUCCUAUUUGCAACAAAAUUCCGCCCAAUGUGCCAAAACAUUUUUGAAUUUGUUGUCGCACGUAUCAAAAGAUCAAACGAUUCAAUACAUUUUGGUAAUGAUUGAUGAUUUGCUGCAAGAGGAUCGUUCACGUGUCGAAAUCUUCCAUGAAUAUGCGGCCAAGCGUAAGGAAAGUGUAUGGGGACCAUUUUUGAAUUUGUUGAAUCGUCAGGACGGUUUCAUUGUCAAUAUGUCAUCGCGCAUUUUGGCCAAAUUGGCAUGCUGGGGCCAUGAGCUCAUGCCAAAAGCCGAUUUGCACUUUUAUUUGCAAUGGUUGAAAGACCAACUCACCAUCAAAGCCAAACAAUAUUUGCAAGAGAUGGCUGAAAAAGUAAAAACAAAUCGUAAUCAGCACGCAUUGCAACAGCAGCAACUGCAGUUUCAACAGCAACAACCACAAGCCCAAUCGACGAAUACCGAACGUUACAGUCUGCUUUCGGGCGAUCAACGUGCAUCGUCACCACCGCUUGUUCCAAAACCCCUAUCGAACAACGAGUACAUACAAUCCGUUGCUAGAUGUCUGCAGAUGAUGUUGCGUUUGGAUGAUUACCGUUUUGCAUUCGUAGCGGUCGAUGGAAUCAGUACCUUGUUGAGUAUUCUUUCAUCACGUGUCAACUUCCAGGUCCAAUAUCAAUUGAUUUUCUGUUUGUGGGUAUUGACAUUCAACCCGUUGUUGGCCGAAAAGAUGAACAAAUUCAAUGCCAUUCCGAUCUUGGCGAGUAUUUUGAAUGAUUCAGCCAAGGAAAAGGUGACACGCAUCAUUUUGGCGGUUUAUCGUAAUUUGAUUGAAAAACCAUCCGAUCCAAAUAUUUCGAAGGAGCAUUGCAUUGCCAUGGUCCAGUGCAAAGUAUUGAAACAAUUGUCGAUUUUGGAACAACGUCGUUUCGAUGACGAAGAUAUUACCGGCGAUGUUGAAUAUUUGACCGAAAAACUACAAAGCUCCGUACAGGAUUUGAGUUCAUUCGACGAAUAUUCGACCGAAGUCAAGAGUGGACGUUUGGAAUGGUCGCCAGUUCACAAGUCAGCCAAAUUCUGGCGUGAAAAUGCUUUACGUUUGAAUGAAAAGAACUACGAUCUAUUGCGUACAUUGAUUCAUUUCUUGGAAAUAUCGAAGGAUCCAUUGGUGUUGGCUGUUGCUAGCUACGAUAUCGGUGAAUAUGUUCGCCAUAACCCAAGGGGAAAACAUUUAAUCGAACAUUUUGGCGGUAAACAAUUGGUGAUGCAACUCUUGAGCCACGAAGAUCCAAAUGUGCGAUAUGAAGCACUGGUUGCUGUGCAAAAACUGAUGGUUCACAACUGGGAAUAUUUGGGCAAGCAAUUGGAAAAAGAGAGCGAAGGAAGCAAUCAAAACUCUGGCCCAGCAACAAUCCAAGGAAAAGCCUAAGCAUAUGUGCAAUAGUCGAUGCAAUAUCUAUGAAAAACAGCGCAUUAGUUUUUAUUCUUUUUGCACAAAAUUACUUACCACAACAGAAUGCAAAUAAGAAUCCCGAAAAUUUGGAGAAAAAAGGGAAAAAAAUGUUUAAAAAAUUUAUUUGUUUUUUUUAGUAGUUAAGACAAAAUCGAAUUGUAACAAUAAUAAUUUGUGUUGUAGCCAGCUUCAUUCGAAAAGAAAAAAAAAUUGUUUGUGAAGGUUUAUAGUUUCAUUCGAUUAGAAUCAACAACAAAAGCAAAUUUCAUGUAAAUGUUUGUAUGUAAAUAUCCUUUAUUGUAUAGUAUCAAAUCAGAUCACAUGCGAUGCACAAGACUUCGUAAUAAUAAUUUCGUUUUGGAACACUAAACCAGUCAAUAGCAGUAACAUUCCAUUCGAAUUGGAUACUUUUUGAAAGAAAUAGAAAAAAAAAACUUUUUUUUUCUUCUAGUUCAAUUUCAAAUCAGACUGUUUCUUUUAAAACCACUGACGAUAUACAGUUUUCGAUGUCCAUAAAAUCAACGAAAUUGAAUGGUUUUAUGUGUUUUUUUUUGUUUUGUUUUCGCAUCAACACAUUGUUACAAUUUCUCUUGAAUUGAAGACAUGCAAGUAUUAUUUUAAACUAUUCUAUCAUAGAUUGUUAGACAUUUGAAUGAAACAUAAAAACAGAAAUCUAUUACUUUUUUCUCUAUUCACAUAUAUAAAUAAAGAUUAUCUCUAAAUGAUACUAACAGAGAG